CCAACUUCGUUCUUCUGUGAGGGCCCGACGCGGGAGUUUCCCACUUCCACAAAAAUGCCCCUAACUGCUAUGCUGGCCCAGUAUCUACCUGUACGGCUGUACCUUCUUCCCUCUCGUUUCCGCGAGACACAGUCAAUGGAGUAAGAAGUUCGACUCCCCUGUACAGGAAAGUUUGCAGCUUUUUUUUUUAAGAAGGAAAGAACAGCAGCAAGGAUUGGUGUCUAGCUUCUAGUUUCAUGUGUUUUUCUUUCCUCGAGUUUUUUCAGUGUAUGUCUCUGGUUACUAACAGAAAUAGAAAUUCAAUUGCCAAUGUCACAGUUAGGCUUUGGUGCGCUUUUCUUAUACUUCUUUUGCUUCUCCAUCUUAAGAACCUCGGCCACUACGCUAGACAUAAUUAACCCAAUUCAAUCUUUAAGAGAUGGAGACACUCUUGUUUCAGCUGGCAGAAUUUUUGAACUGGGAUUUUUCAGUCUUGCAGACUCUAAUCGCCGAUACCUAGGAUUAUGGUACAAGAAAAUAUCUCCUCGGACAAUUGUCUGGGUAGCCAAUAGAGAAACUCCUCUCUCCAAUACUUCAGGGUCUCUAAAUAUUACUGCUCAAGGAGAUCUUGUACUUGUCAAUGGCACAAACGAUAAUUUUUGGUCAUCAAAUACAUCAAACAUAGCAAAGGAUCCAGUUGCAGAGCUCUUGGAUUCGGGAAAUUUCGUUGUAAGAGAUGCAAAUGAUAGUAACCCAGAGAACUUUCUGUGGCAGAGUUUUGAUUAUCCUGUCGACACAACACUGCCUGGAAUGAAACUUGGUGUCAAUUUAGUAACGGGUCACGAGACGUUUUCGUCAUCUUGGAAGAGCUCAGAAGACCCAGCUUCAGGGCAAUUUUCUGUGCACUUAGAUCUUGGUGGGUAUCCGCAACUUUUUCUCAAAAAGGAAAAUAGAAUACAUUACAGAGCCGGGUCAUGGAAUGGCCUACGUCUCACAGGGACUCCUAAUAUGAAGCCUAAUGCUUUCUUUAGUUAUGAAUUUGUAUGGAAUGAUAAGGAGGUGUAUUUCAAGUAUGAUAUCCUGAAUGAUUCUAAUUUAGUCAGGUAUACAAUAUCUCCGUCGGGCCUAUGGCAACGCUUCUCAUGGGAUGAAAGAGCAAAUGACUGGGUGGUUAUUGCUACAGCCCAGACAGAUCAGUGUGAAAAUUAUGCAUUCUGUGGGGCAUUUGGUAGCUGUGAGAUAAAUAAUUCUCCAGUAUGUUUAUGCCUAGAUGGAUUCAUGCCCAAAUCUCCCAGAGAUUGGAAUAUGCUAGUUUGGUCAGAUGGGUGUGUUCGGAGAACUCCACUAAACUGCAGUGAUGGAGAUGGCUUUCUGAAACAUUCAGGGAUUAAACUGCCAGACACAUCAUCUUCUUGGUUUGACCAGAAAAUCGAUCUUGCGCAAUGUCGGGACUUGUGUUUGAGAAACUGCUCUUGCAGUGCAUAUGCAAAUUUAGAUGAAAGGGGAGGUGGAAGUGGAUGCUUGCUUUGGUUCGAUGAUCUGAUUGAUAUAAGAGGAUUAGCUGCUAGCGGCCAAGACCUCUAUGUAAGGGUGGCUGCUUCAGAAUUAGAGAAAAUUGAGAAGAAAAGGUCCAUCAAGAAGAUAUCAGGAAUUGUCGCUGGUAUUGUUGCAGUGAUCAUCAGCAUGCUAAUAGUGUUUUGCAUAUGCAGGAGAAAAAUAAGAAAAUAUGGAAGGACAAAGAAAAAUAGCAGAAAAAAUGAUGAAAGUGAAGGCAAAGAAGAAGAAAUGGAGUUGCCAUUGUUCGAUAUGAACACAAUAGUAGAUGCUACUAAUAACUUCUCAAGCAGCAACAAGCUUGGCGAAGGUGGUUUCGGAUCUGUGUACAAGGGUACAUCAAGCGAGGGGCAAGAAAUAGCAGUAAAGAGGCUUUCAAAAAGUUCUGGCCAAGGACUGAGGGAGUUCAAAAAUGAAGUGAUAUUAAUUGCUAAACUUCAGCACCGAAACCUUGUAAAGCUUCUUGGUUGUUGCAUUCAUGAAGAUGAGAAGAUGUUAAUUUAUGAAUACAUGCCCAAUAAAAGCUUAGACUUCUUUCUUUUUGAUCAAACAAGGAGGAGAUUACUAGAUUGGCAUAAGCGCAUGCACAUUAUUGAAGGAAUUGCUCGAGGACUUGUUUACCUGCACCAGGAUUCUCGACUCAGAAUAAUUCACAGAGACCUAAAAGCCAGCAACAUUUUACUUGACAGAGACAUGAAUCCAAAAAUUUCUGAUUUUGGGCUUGCAAGAAUAUUUGGGGGAGAUCAAACUGAGGCCAAAACAAAAAGAGUGGUUGGAACAUAUGGCUAUAUGUCUCCUGAGUAUGCAGUGGACGGACUCUUCUCUGUGAAAUCUGAUGUUUUUAGCUUUGGUGUCAUGGUUUUAGAGAUAGUGAGUGGAAAGAAAAACAGAGGAUUUAAUCAUCCAGGCCAUGAGCUUAACCUCCUGGGGCAUGCAUGGAUCCUAUGGACUAAUGAGAAACCAUUGGAACUGAUUGAUGAUUGUCUAACAGAGUCGUGUGUUGCAUCCCAAGUUGUAAGAUGCAUUGAUGUGGCUCUACUGUGUGUACAAAAACGUCCGGAAGACAGGCCAAACAUGGCUUCAGUGGUUGUGAUGUUGAGUAGUGAGAAUUCAUUGCCUCAGCCCAAACAACCUGGUUUUUUCACAGAAAGGACUCCACUUGAAGCAGAUAAUUCAUCAGACAAGCAUGAAGGUUACUCUGCUAAUGAAGUUAGUUUAUCAUUGUUGGAAGCUCGAAAUAUGUGCUGCUCAGAUAUCUACCAAGCAAAUGAUCCAUACACUCAACAAUGUACUGUACGAAAACCACAACGAAAAAAAAAAAGGGAAACAAGUGUUCAUCUUGCAGCUAACAAUGUGAUGGUGAUUUCAUUUGCUGAACAUGUAUCAAUCUUGCUAGAUGAUGAUUCUUGCUCGAAAACUUUCCUUUCAGUGAAAAAACCAGGCUCUUUAGGUUCAGGCAAUGCAAUCUCACUACUUAACAUCAAUACCACAGUGGACAUGUUAGGCCUGUCGUCUGGACUCUGUUGCACACAUAGUAAACCAACAUGGAUGCAACGCAUAGCUUCAGAUAAAAUGCAAGAAUCAUUUAAAGAUUCAUCCAUCAACUCCGAUGAUUUCUCUUCUAAAUGCAGUCUCCAUGCCUGUAAAUUUUCGGAAAAUGAUUAAUUACAUUAUGCAGUUGACAAAUGAAAAUUUGAUGUAACAAUGUUGUUGACACUUACAUGGCCAAUAAGGUUGUGCUUGUGGUCUGGAUGAUAGAAUCCUCUGUUUCUCUUCCCACUGAUUAUCUCUAGCACUAACACACCGAAACUAAAUACAUCUGAUUUUAUCGAAAAUAGACCAUCGAUUGCAUAUUCUGGAGACAUGUAACCACUGCAAAGAGUUGCUUAUGGAAGUUAAUAAUUUUCGAGUACUAAUAGAUUGAACUUAGAUGCGUUAGUUCUGAACAGACUUACUAAGUCCCGACAACUCUUUUUGUGUUUCCUUGAAUUUCAUUUCCCCCAAAACUCCUUGCCAUGCCAAAAUCUGAAAUUUUUGGGUUCAUAUCGAUGUCGAGCAAUAUAUUACUAGCUUUUAGAUCUCUGUGGAUGAUUCUCAAUCUAGAAUCUUGAUGAAGAUAAAGAAGUCCGCGAGCAAUCCCAUUAAUGAUGUGGAAUCUCAUGGGCCAAUCCAACAAUUUUCUCUGCUUUUGAUC
This is a messenger RNA of Manihot esculenta (cassava), 3727 nucleotides long. Its product is annotated as G-type lectin S-receptor-like serine/threonine-protein kinase At4g27290. Gene Ontology annotation, molecular function: protein serine/threonine kinase activity; ATP binding. The transcript has 8 exons. The record is from RefSeq and is a predicted model, not a curated record. Lineage: Eukaryota; Viridiplantae; Streptophyta; Magnoliopsida; Malpighiales; Euphorbiaceae. Bases 310 to 3198 code for a protein of 962 amino acids. Gene Ontology annotation, biological process: protein phosphorylation; recognition of pollen.